CUGAACGUCACUUGCAUCUUCACUGGAGCGCAUCUGCACCUUUGGACUUUGUCGGUUUCAGGCCUGUCUCUGCCUAGACCGCAAGUAUGGCCGAAGAUAGCGUACACCCUUUACUGGUCGACGACGCAGAGGCGAGACUCAUACAUAGACUCAGAGACUUGGACGAUGAAGAUGAAGAUACUCCGGAGCGCACCCAAAAGCUGAAAAGUGCAGGUACGGUGCAUCUCAAAGUAUCUGUGAGCGACCGUGAAUUCGAUGACACUUAUCCUGUGCCGGCUACUGCUCUUAUCUUCGGCUGUGCCGAGGUUGGCUUAAAGAUACAGGAGAAGCUUUUGUCACAGCAAUGGAUCGACGGUGCAGGAGCACAACCACAUGACCCCUUGGUGGACGCGCAAGGUCACGUCGAUGAAGGCCUCUCGCAAUUGGUCAAUGGGGAUAUAUCUGAAGAGACGAUAUCCUGGGGCAAAGUCCGAUCCGAGGUUCUGCCUUCUUACAUUCAGAACGUUACAUUUACCAUCGCAAAGACCGAUCUAACGGACGAUCGACAAAAGGAGCUACAAGAAAAGUUCCCCGGCGUUACGAUCACGGUAAAAGAAGCCCCCACCUCCCAACCUCUCUCUGGGCCAAAUCGUUCGGCCAAACGUCUAGCCGCUCCCGACUAUCUCUUGGAAAAGCCGAACGGGGUUAAACGGGCAAUCUUCGAGCUCGAUAAAGAUGCUACCACUGAAGACGAUGCUCUGGAGGCCAACAUCCGCAAGCAGUACCCCUGGGCAACUGUCGCAACGGCAACGGCGAUCAAUGUACCCAUCGAACCGAGAGCGUUUCGCCAAACGGCGCCUGUGGUUGGUGAUAUAGAAAGUCAGCUGCAAGAUUUUGCGACUUUCAUGAAUGACUACCCUCCAGACGGAUUGUUUGAUGUCAAUGUGCGCCAUGAUCAGAUUUGGGGCACUCUACCUUUUUCAAGGAAGAUGAAUAUCGCACACGCUCGAGCGAUCCAAUCCGGCCAUUACAGUGAAACCCGAGCACCUGCUACACGCUGCGGGACAUGCCAAAGGAACAAUUACGCCUGUAAAGUCUACAGGCAAGACUUUAUUGAAAAGGUUGCAUCAACCAACCACAUAAAUCUCGGAGAAGGAUGCCAACAUUGCCGGCUGCUGGGUAACAAGUGCGGACUGCCACCAUACCGUGCAUGUUUCGCUUCGCCACCGGCAAGAGAUGAUCUCGGGAUGGCCGAGCCUCCUGGACUCGGGAGAGCAUAUUCUGGGGAUCUGUUAAGCGAGGCGGCUGUGACGCCCCAAGCCUCCCGCCAGGUUCGUCUUGCAAUCCGAUCCGGCAUAGAGCAGUUUCCACCUGUGACGAAUGUUGGGAAUGACGGCUUCACGAGUAAGACCGACAUGAUUGAGCUCGCCCAGCAAUUGGGCCUGACACUUGCACAGCCUGACAUUCUCUGGACAAUGUACACAUCAUGGAGAGAGCGUAGUACCUUUCGUAACUACGAUCCAGGCUUGAUGAACUUGCAAUAUUACUACGUUAACCUGGUCAACUUGCACAUUAUGGCUCGGAACAUUUGCUACUCAAAGCUGGAAUUUGCCACGCUCCUCCAAUUCCAAUUCACAAACUUAGAGCAGGAAGACAACCUACCCGACAUCAACAAGCCUGUGAUCAAGGCAUUCGAACAUUUUCCUGCUGAUGCCCCGCUAUGCCGGUGGAUCGCCAUAGUUUACUCUUAUGUAUGGAAUACUGUCGAAGACGGAGACUACGAAGCAUUUCUCAGGAAGAACAGCGGUCUUGAUCCUGUGGCUCUCUGUAAAUUCCUGUACGCUGUCGCCUACGUACGCGACCCUCAUACCAAAGGCGGCAACUCGGCUGUGCUUCAAGAGUGGUGUUCGGUGCACAAUCAUGUCGAAGGUUCUGCAGAAGAUAAACAAUGCAUGACGGCAGAAAGAGCCUGCAAAAACAGAUUGAUGGCGACCCGGAGUUCGCCAAACAAGGCUGAUGAUGGACAAAAUAAACCGAGCAAGCGUCCAUUUGAUGGUCGUCCUGGACGUAAACAGGACAAGAAGUUCAAGCACAAUGACGGUUAUCAGCAUGACCCUCGACCAAAGUCCAGAUCCUCAGCGGUAGAGGAGGACAUGAGGCGUGAUGGAGACGACAGUACAGAUGAUGAAGAUUGCAUUGGCGAAGACUUUGCUAGGGACAGUACGGGCAUCGUUUCUCGAUCGCUUGGGAACGCAGGAUAUGAUAGGCAACAGCCCAAUACUCCAGCUAGACAGACCGUCGGAACCAAUGAUCCCCCCAGCCGGAAGCGUGCGCGUCCUCGAAAGAACAACCUUGUAGACGACGUGAAUGAAAGCAGUGCACAGGCUCUGAAAGGAUCGCGUGUGCACAGUGGUCUAGCAGCAAUGAUCAGCAGCGAGCAUCUCGACUCUCUUCCUUUCAACUCGGACUUCGACCUAGGCAAAGCCCUGGACGAUGAGGAUACUGAAUCUACCCGAGCAAGCACGGCAGAAAGACUGCCGGAGACGCUGCAGAGGAGCAUUGCGCGCAGCGAGGAGCCUACAUCUGAGCGAAGGAGCGCGCGCGCAAAAGCUCACCCGCCAGGUUUCUUUCGGCAGAACCUACCCAAGAGCCAGUUUGCGAACACGAUGUGGGGUGUCUUCAAGGAUGAUUAGGGUGACGUUGGGACGAGAAUGGUGCGAGUGGUUGAGUACGGUUAUGGUAUUCGCACUCACAAGCAAGAUACCCUGAUAGCGCUUCGUUCGCCGGUGACUGGCUAGGUCUAGGAGUACAUGUACACAUGGUGUGGAUGGGCUUUGGCCUGUUUGCAAUGCACGUGGGUGCUUCGGUGUCGUCCUGGCAUUGCAUAUAGGUCGAGUGUUGGAUAAGCAGGCCAGGCGCCCCU
This is a messenger RNA of Paraphaeosphaeria sporulosa, 2902 nucleotides long. RefSeq lists its product as uncharacterized. The transcript has 5 exons. The coding region runs from base 87 to 2672 and encodes 861 amino acids. The record is from RefSeq and is a predicted model, not a curated record. NCBI's taxonomy places the organism in Eukaryota, Fungi, Ascomycota, Dothideomycetes, Pleosporales, Didymosphaeriaceae.